AUGCUGUUUUCUUCUUUUAAUAAAUUCAAUUCAUAUCUACGAUCAUCUGAAACUAAUCGUCCUAUUGAAAUGUCAGAAGCAGAGGAAAGAAUAGAAGUCCAGGAUUCAAAGCUCCCAGUUGAUAACUCCAUCAAUAGAAAACUCAAGGAUAUUGCUGCAGGGUUUGUUGGUGGUGCAACUCAGGUGUUAAUUGGGCAGCCAUUUGAUUUGAUAAAAAUUAAAUUACAAACCACCGAUGCAAGCUCAUCAGUACAAGUAAUUAAAAAUGUUAUCAAAAAUGAGGGAAUAUUGGCAUUUUAUAAAGGUACAUUACCCCCAUUAUUUGGUGUGGGGGUUUGUGUGUCACUUCAAUUUUAUGGAUUCCAUGAAACAAAAAGACAAAUACUACAAUAUACUGGACAACCAAGCUUGAACUUAUGGCCACAAACAUAUAUAGCUGGUGCAAUGGCAGGUGUGGUUAAUACUCCAGUGACAUCCCCAGUAGAACAAUUGCGUAUUUUGAGUCAAUCAUCAGACAAACCUGUGUCCUUGCGUGAAACUGUAGCCAAGAUCUACAAAGAACAAGGUGUUGUUCAUGGAAUAUAUAGAGGGUUUGGUAUAACAUUACUUCGAGAAAUUCAAGCAUAUGGGGUUUGGUUUAUGACGUAUGAAACCUUGAUUCAAAAAAUAAUUGACUUGCAACAUUACAAGAGCCGUGAUCAGAUCAGUACACCAGAAUUGUUAGCCAGCGGUGCCCUUGCAGGUAAUGCAUUAUGGCUUCUGUCGUAUCCCUUGGAUGUUAUCAAAACCAACGUUCAAAGUGAUGGGUUUGGCAAGGAUAGUAAGUUUAAUGGCAGUGCCUUAAAAGCAACCAAGUACAUAUUUUCGCAUCACGGACUUACAGGUUUCUGGAGAGGUAUUGUUCCAUGUUUGUUGAGAGCAGUACCGUGUAGUGCUGGUACUUUUGCUAGUGUCGAGUUGGCUUUGCGUUUAAUGGGUUAA
Molecule: messenger RNA, 981 nt
Organism: Candida tropicalis MYA-3404
Lineage: Eukaryota; Fungi; Ascomycota; Pichiomycetes; Serinales; Debaryomycetaceae
Gene: YMC2
Product: Ymc2p
Exons: 1
Coding region: 1-981 (326 amino acids)
Biological process (GO): mitochondrial L-ornithine transmembrane transport
Molecular function (GO): L-ornithine transmembrane transporter activity
Source: RefSeq, a predicted model, not a curated record